Mixia osmundae IAM 14324 is the source of this 618-nucleotide messenger RNA. RefSeq lists its product as uncharacterized. The record is from RefSeq and is a predicted model, not a curated record. The coding region runs from base 1 to 618 and encodes 205 amino acids. NCBI's taxonomy places the organism in Eukaryota, Fungi, Basidiomycota, Mixiomycetes, Mixiales, Mixiaceae. The transcript has 4 exons.
AUGGCAGACUGUGACGUCUCGAGCUUUCCCCGCGGUCAGCUGCCCAAUCUGGCUACACCUUGUGCGGCCCGAGCGAGCUUCGAAGGCUUGCACGAGCCGACCUAUGCUGGACCGCUCCUGCGGCUGGCAGCAACGAUCGACGCUAGAUGUAGGGUUGCUAGACACGGGGUCACCUCUUCUGGCGAAGAGCGCACGCAAGUCGUCGCUUCCACCUGUCCGCAGGCGCUGAUCCAGUCCAUUCUCAACGUCGAGCAGCUCGGGCCAAUCGAUCUCGUCGACAAUGCUGUGACGCUCGACAACACGGCUGAGCUCAGACCGGUUUAUUUCCCGGAUGAAGCCACAGUACGCGACUGUUGCCGUCUCGUCUACUCGUCGAUCGUCUCCUUCCAGGCUCUGAAGGGUGCGGAGCCAGCGGACACUCUUGCUCAUGUCCUCACAGAGCGACCUCGGGCUGCCCACACCUCUCUCAACUCGUUCGCCGUACGCUGCUUUGGUCAGGAUCAGUCGACAGCGUGUCAUGGACAGGAAGACAUUGACUAUAUCCUGCCAGAGUCGUCGAGCGACUGCUCGACUUGCCAGCUUACUUGGAUGAGCUAUCACUACGGAAGAGGCUAUUGA